Molecule: messenger RNA, 2671 nt
Organism: Dermacentor andersoni
Lineage: Eukaryota; Metazoa; Arthropoda; Arachnida; Ixodida; Ixodidae
Product: solute carrier family 22 member 6-A-like
Biological process (GO): transmembrane transport
Molecular function (GO): transmembrane transporter activity
Source: RefSeq, a predicted model, not a curated record
GUCUAAGUGCAUCUAAGUCGUCUAAAAGAGAAAGAGAGAGAGAGAAAAGGAAACACAGGGAUUAACCAAAAUGCAGCAUCUGGUUUGCUACCCUGCACUGGGCAAGGUGCCCGCUCGAAUCACUCCCUCUUCUUGGAGAAACGCAACAUUUAGGGCCACUGUUGCGAUCGCUUAGCGUAUAUUGUUAGAUUUUUCUUUUUCAAUAUUUAACGGUCCUCGUGAAACCGGAACAAUUGAAUCUUACGCAAUGAACGUAAUCUUCGUUGUUUCUUUUUUUGUUUUGUUUUUUGAGCGCUCGAUGAAUGGGCGCGAAGAAGUUUUCCUGUUGCCAGAUAUUAUUGGUUUUUUUUUUUUUCGCACGAGGCACAAGACAACCCGAGGCCCUUCCCUCGCUCUCGGCGCAGUCACCGCGUAACCUCGGACGUACUUACUCGCUCUUCCUGUUCUUGGCAGCGUGUAAUAAAUAGGUAAUAUAUAUAAAAUAUUUCCAGCGUCGCUGGCCGUGCACCCUGUCCGUGAUAGGAACAGGACACGACCGUUUGGCAGCUCGAGGCGGAUACGCGCUCAAACGUCACAGCGGGCGAACAUCCUUAUUUGCUCUUGGAGCGCUGCUCGAGAACCCUUGACGGCGUCGAGGAGAAAACACAGCUGGACUUAUCGGCGACACCUUCGGGGAGAAGAGAUGUAGGCGAUCCGCACCGUGGGAACAGACUCGGGGUGCGAGAGCCGUCCUGAUCGGAGGCCUCGCGUCGAGGCGUGACGUCAGCGUGCGCCGAGGAUCUAGUCGUGCGGGAAGCGUGCACGCUAGCGCAUGCUGGACGUUUCGGACGUGGUGGGCCAGCUGGGCUGGUACCACCUGGCCGUGGGCGCGAUCACCGUGUUACGGGCCUUCCCAACGUCGUGGACGCUGCUCAUCGCUCCUUUCAUCGUGCCCGAUGUGGAUCACUGGUGCUCCAAGCCCGCCUGGCUGGCCGCCAACUGGACGGACGAGCAGUGGAAGGAGAUCGCCAUACCCACGCAAGGUACGGCAGUGGGCGCAAACACCAGUGCUGAGGGCGUUCCACGAGCGGCAACGUUUGAGCACUGUCGUUAUCGAGCUGUCUUCAAAAAUGGCACUGUAGACCCUGAGACACUGCUAAUAUGCAACACGUGGACCUACAACGAAACGGUGCCGGGAUCAUCCGCAGUACCCGAGUGGGACCUUGUUUGCUCCCACGACUGGCAGCGAUCUUUGAUGCAGAGUGUUGUGUUCGCUGGAUCCUUGGUAGGAGCUCUUCUCCUGGGCCAUCUCUCGGACAGGUACGGUCGGCGCCUCGUUUUCUUUGCUUCCAGCUUCGGCUUCAUUCUGUUUGCAUCUGUGUCCUCGGCAUCCCCUUCAGCAACCUGCUACAACAGUUUGCGCUUCAUCACCGCCAUCUGUGUCGCCGGAAUUCAGACGACCGCUGCAUCACUAUUCACGGAAAUCGUUGAGCCGCGUCACCGCACUCUGCUCAAUGUGGGCUUCUCGCUGGGAUUCACUCUGCCGACACUACUUCUACCGGGAGUGGCGUACCUUGUGGGCAGCUGGAAGUAUCUCCAACUCGUCGCGGGUCUCAGCGGCUUCAUGCUCAUCCCGUUCAUAUUCAUUGUGCAGGAGUCUCCACGCUGGCUGUUGUCCACCCACCGCGAGAAGCAGGCCCGCGCAGCCAUCCUCAAGAUUCUGCGCAUCAAUGGACGCGCGGUGCCCAACAUGGAGACCACCAUGCGAGAGCUGGUGGAGAAAUCCGAGGCCGACGCCCAACUCGCUUCCACGAGUCCUGUUGAGAUCUUCAGGCACAGGCGGCUGCUGCGUAACACCCUCUGCCUCUUCAUCUUAUGGUUCUGCGACAAUCUGCUGCUGUUCACCACAACGCUGUCAUCGGUUGACCUGGGUGGCAGCCGGUUCAUCAACUUUGCCCUUUCGGCGGCAGGCGAGAUUCCUGGAGGCCUGGUGAGCCUGCCUAUAGUGCGCUACUGUCGCCGCAAGAGGUCACAGGCGGCGCUGCUGCUCCUAGCCGGUCUUGCCGCCAUACUUAUUUCUCUACUGCCACUCGAAAACCUGUGGCUACGUCUAGGCCUAAACAUGACGUCUCGCUUUCUACUCGUCAUUUCGGGCGCAAUCAAGUGGGUCUACACCAUGGAGCUGUUCCCCACAGCGACGAGAAGCUUUGGCUUCGCAGCCUGUUUCACUAUGGGACGCAUUGGAGGAAUCGUGGCUCCCUUUAUGAGAGACCUGGGAAUCCAUGUGCACACCAUUGCACCGACCAUCGUGCUCAGCGGUGCCGGGCUGUGUGGAGCCACUGCCACCUGUUUCCUUCCAGAAACUCUGGGAAAGCCACUACCAGACACCUUCGACGAGGCCAAUGACCUUGGCCUGAAGACGAAACGGAAGUCGCGCCUUGGUGGAGAUGCUGUCUCUGGUGAUGCGGCGCCUCCUCGGUAAACGACUAGCAUCUGAAGACACCAGUACAACAAAAGUGCACAGCCAAUGUCAAAAAAAGCUUUGACUACUCUGCCGUUGCCGGCAAUGGCUGACUGUCUGUUGAAGCAACUGCAGCUAUUUGAAAUGCCCCACUUCACAUUAUUGCAGUGAUAUAGACAAAGGAAACAAAGAUAAAUAAACAAAAAAGCAACAUAAUUACUAUCCUUAUAA